ACGGAGUCUGAUGUGGGAUGCGCGGGAGUGCAAAAUAAGUAGGCGAUAUACUUUCACAAGGCAAUACAUUCAAAAAUUUCAUCCAGCGUAAGUUAACCUGAAGAUAAGCGCCAUAUCUCGGAGAAACACUUUCCAGUGUUUAAACAGUCAGAUAUUCAGUUGGAGUAUACUUGAUCAUCAGCUAAAAUGGAUCCAAGUCAACAGCAAGCCAUCAUACAGCAGCCCGUAACUACAGUACAGAUGACAACUAUAAGCAAUCCGUUGAUGCCGCGUGGAGGACCUCGUGAAUGGAACUCAGGAAUUUUCGAAUGCUUCAAUGAUAUUCCUAUCUGUCUGUGUGGUCUGUUCCUUGGAACCUGCUACCAAUGCUGUGUGUCUACGGAGAUGGGUGAACACUGCUGCGUUCCCAUUUGCACACCUGGAGCUCUGGGAGUGAUGAGGGCGCAAAUCAGAGGACGUCACAAUAUUAGGGGCACACUGAUGAACGACUGCUGCAUGACCACCUUCUGUGGACCGUGCACACUGUGUCAGCUGAGUCGUGAGGUGCAGGAUAUCAAAUCAGGCAAGGCUCAGGUGUGAAACCAGGGCCAAUCCCAGCCAACCAACUUACCAGCAUUUCACAGGCGGUGCUAUGAGCCAUCUUUCACAAGAAUCUUCACAACUUAUACAUUGAUAUAUCAACAAAAGAGACGAUGAUUUUGUAUUCAAGUCAAUCAUUUCUUUCACUGUACAAAGUUCUUUAUUAUUCAUUGAAAUUGUCAUUAUUAUUUUUUUAAAGAACAAUUUGAACAAGCCAUUUAUGCCUCGUAUUAAAAAGUUAAAACUCUGAAAAACAGUUACAGCAAUGAAGUAGCAUGUUUUUUUUUAUUAAUUUGAUUGCCUUUUAACAACAACUACAGAAACUCAGUUCUCUUUUGGAGAAGCAAAACAAUCGAGCAAAACCUCAGGCAUUUUUAAUUCAGGGCAGGAGGGAGUGAAAUCAGAGAGCCCAUCUCGAAAACCUAAGGCCCGAAUUCACAAAGGAGGUUUGUCGACAAACCGAGGUUUAUGUAC
Molecule: messenger RNA, 1053 nt
Organism: Strongylocentrotus purpuratus (purple sea urchin)
Lineage: Eukaryota; Metazoa; Echinodermata; Echinoidea; Camarodonta; Strongylocentrotidae
Product: cornifelin
Exons: 5
Coding region: 187-579 (130 amino acids)
Source: RefSeq, a predicted model, not a curated record